GCGGCUUCGUGAGAAAAGGGACCGUUGAGCCUCCGAUGUGGAGCACUGGGACGGAAAACUUGGCCAGAUCUUGCUUUUUCCCGAGCAGCUGGUGGUGGGUCUUGAGGGAAGUUUCUACUCUUUGUUAAAAUUAAGAAUUAAAAUUUUCGUUAGAAGCCGGUUCGGCGCUGGCAGUCUCUUAAAUAUAACGUAAUCAGUUCUUCACGCUUCCCUGUAGUCAGGAUCAACAAGUUAGGUCUCUUGUUUCGAAAGGAAGAAGGGAAAGGGUAUUCUCACCAACACACUGAAUUUCUUUUUGGUUAUAUUCUUUUGGCUCCAAAUCUUUAUAUCAGUUUAGAAUUAAUAAUUGCGCCCCCCAGUGUCCAGCUCCUCUGUGACCUCAGCUCACCGCGAAGCCAUUGGAAGCUGCGUUCCUUUCAGGUCUUCCCCCGUAGGGCGGGUGGUGUGAUUACGCUCCCUGCGCGCGCGGAGUACGCUGGGAGUUGUAGUCCGUUUCACACGGCGUUGAAAAGUCUCCGGAAGUGGAGGUGUGAGAGGCCGGGCGGACUUGGGUAGCGGGACUCUGCUCCGGGACGCUUCUCCCAGGCGGGUCAUGAACGGACCAGCGGACGGCGAAGUGGACUACAAAAAGAAAUACAGGAAUCUGAAGCGGAAGCUCAAGUUCCUCAUUUACGAACACGAGUGCUUUCAGGAGGAGCUCAGAAAGGCGCAAAGGAAAUUGCUGAAGGUUUCCCGAGACAAGAGUUUCCUUCUAGAUCGACUUCUGCAGUAUGAAAAUGUGGAUGAAGACUCUUCUGAUUCAGAUGCCACUGCCUCUUCAGAUAACAGUGAGACAGAGGGGACGCCCAAGUUGUCUGACACACCAGCCCCUAAGAGGAAGAGAAGCCCCCCGAUGGGAGGAGCCCCAUCCCCUUCCAGCCUCUCCUUGCCUCCUUCAACAGGAUUUCCUCUGCAGACUUGUGGGGCCCCCUCCCCAUACCUGAGCUCGCUGGCUUCUCCCCCUUACCCCCCAUUCCCUUCUGACUACCUGGCCCUGCAGCUGCCUGAGCCCAGCCCCCUGAGGCCCAAGCUGGAGAAACGGCCCCGCCUACCCCGGAAACUCAAGAUGGCUGUGGGACCCCCUGACUGCCCUGUGGGUGGACCGCUGGCUUUCCCUGCCAGGGGUUCUGGUGCCAGUGUUGGGGCAGCCCUGACCCCCCUGCCUCCUCCUAAGAUGCCUCCACAUACAAUCCUGAGCACCGUCCCUCAGCAGAUGUUCAGCGAUGCAGGCAGUGGGGAUGAUGCCCUGGAUGGAGAUGACGACCUGGUGAUUGACAUUCCAGAGUAGCCACCCAGUGCUACCUGCCAGGCACCCCACAGCGCUCCUCCUGUGCCAGCACACUCGAGCCAACUUCCUCAAGAGAUGUUUAUUGAUGCCCAGUUGCCAUGCUUCGGCCACUGACACAGUCAGAAAAGGCGUAAACAUGCACAAAUGUCCCCGAGGAAGGUGGCAGGGGCCCUGCCCUUACAUCCCAGCCCCAUCCAGGGAACAGUUAUUUAAAUCAGUGGCCAGAAGGGUCUGCUACAUCUUAGGGAGGUAGAGACCUAUGGUGGCCACCCUUGAGAAGAGCAGCUGCACAGGGCUGGGACACUUUAAUGAAGGCUCUAUAUUAAAGAGUUGGCUCUUUCUUUCCUUGUCUUUUCCUCUAUUUGGAAGUGUUCUCCUCUAAUCUCCCCUAAUCUGACCCCUCCCUGUGGGGCAGGGGACCAGGCAGCUUGGAGAGGCCAAGAGAGGAGCUGCAGGAUGGGGUGGGGCACUGGCAGGAGACUCCCACGUGGCCCUGUGCAUGGGGUGGUUGCAUAUUUGCAGGUAAUAGCAAAUCAGGCAGGAGAAAGUUUGCAUAUGUGAAUAUAGCUCUCAACGGUCCCUCACAAGAAGACAGACCCACGGUCACAGAGACUCACAAAAAUAAGACAGGUAGUGUGGGGCAGGAGCAUCCCACCCCAUGUAAACGUGCAACACACUCGUGCGAAGGUUGGGUACUGGACCCGGCCCCAGAGGGCCUGUGCUGGGCAGCUGCUGUCCUCUCAGGCCACAGGAAAAGCUCCUGCUGCUGGGGGCAGCUCACUGGUCAGGGUAUGCCAGCGCUCCAGGGCUGUGUCUGGCUGGUGUAGACAGUCACUCCAGUGUUUCUGGGCCUCUCCCCGGGCUCCUGGUCCCAGAGACACACCACCUGAAGAACAGGCAGUGCCGGCCAACCUAUUAGAUGCCAGCUCUCCUCCACUUCUUUCAUGGCACCUGGUGGGCUCUCUCACUCACCUAUGAAGUCAUUGGAUUUGCCAAUGUCGUAGUCCCAGACUGUGACUUCCAGGGUCUUAGUGGCCAGAGUGGAGAGUUCCAUCUCAUAGAAGAAUUCCUGAGAACAAAGGCAGGCGGUGCUUUCUGUCCACACCGCUGUCCCCAGCCCAUCUUUAUUUCUGUUCCCUGCCAUUUUUACCUCAUUAAAUUCUGGGUUUAGCGUCUUCUUCUUUA
Molecule: messenger RNA, 2512 nt
Organism: Arvicanthis niloticus (Nile rat)
Lineage: Eukaryota; Metazoa; Chordata; Mammalia; Rodentia; Muridae
Gene: Ino80e
Product: INO80 complex subunit E
Biological process (GO): chromatin remodeling
Cellular component (GO): Ino80 complex; nucleus
Source: RefSeq, a predicted model, not a curated record